Argiope bruennichi is the source of this 3599-nucleotide messenger RNA. RefSeq names its product cartilage oligomeric matrix protein-like. The record is from RefSeq and is a predicted model, not a curated record. Gene Ontology annotation, molecular function: calcium ion binding. Gene Ontology annotation, biological process: cell adhesion. The coding region runs from base 219 to 3392 and encodes 1057 amino acids. Gene Ontology annotation, cellular component: extracellular region. The transcript is spliced from 25 exons. Lineage: Eukaryota; Metazoa; Arthropoda; Arachnida; Araneae; Araneidae.
UUGCACAAGCCUCUUCGUCAACACUUUUAACGAGGCCCAAAAGAGAGGAUGACAUCUUGUCAGUGGUUUUGUAUGGGGGCGGAACCACUGUGACCCACUAAACUGUCAAAGACUUGCCUCAUUCACACUUUCUGCAGUGAAAAAGGAGCAGUGGGAGCCUGCUUUAGCAGAGCUCUUCAGGAUUUAAUUUAUUUCAACCAACAAUAUCAGUAUUAAAGAUGCUAAUUAAUUUAAAGAGUAGUAAUUUUGUUUUAUUUUACAUAGUCCUGAUAAGUUUUGCAGCGCAACAAGCCCACUCCAGAGGAUCACUUAUUCAAGAUUCUAGGACAACAACAGACUUAGGUAACGCCCUAUGCAAUAAAAAUGCGAGUAUCGCAAUCUUCUUUAGGGAGACUUCAUCCAGACCCAGGCCGUUCAGUCACACCAUUGUGACGAUCGAUUUCCAUGUGACGAAUUACAGACUAACUUUUGGCGUCGACCCAAGCAGAGGACGAAUGCUGCUAACAGUAAAUGGACCUCAUAAUUUAGAACGGAAGUAUCAGAUUCCAGGAAAUUUAUCAGCUGGUGAACACAUCGCUAUAUAUGUUCCUGAUCCUAGAGAAUCUUCGCCUGCAAAUUUAAGAGUAUACGUGAACUGCACUCUACAUCAGACUAUUGAAUUGCCGAAAUCUAUGUUCGAUAUGCUCAAGCAUCAUACUGAAGUACAAGUGGAACGAGACAGAAAAAUGAAUGUAACAGUUUUAACAGGAAUUUCCUGGCAGAAAGCGCUAGAACUUAGUGGCUGCAAUGUAAGACAGGCUGCGCAGAGUACUCAACCGGAAUAUGAAGUUUAUUACAAUGUCAGAGAACAAGAAACACUGAUGCAUGCUUUGGGCGAACUCACAUUAGCUUUAAAGGAAUUGCGUUCCAGCAUGGAUUUUCAAAUCAGGGAGACAAAACAUUUAAGAGAAACUCUACAAAAUUGUGACAUGUGUCGAGGUGGUCGAACAUGCAGGGACAGACCAUGUUUUUCAGGAGUGACCUGUACUGAUACACCUGGAGGAUUUCGAUGUGGGCCUUGCCCCAGAGGUUUUCUUGGAGACGGCAUAACCUGUAGACCAGAGAAAACAUGUUUAGAUAGGCCUUGUUAUCCAGGUGUUCGAUGCUAUGACAGUGAAUCUGGAUUCAGAUGCGGGGCGUGCCCACUUGGUUAUACUGGUGAUGGGAUUGUGUGCAAACCUCUAGAUAAAUGCGCAGAUAAUCCUUGCAGCCCAGGUGUCCGUUGUACCAACAUUGAUGUACCACCAUGGUUCCGUUGUGGUCCCUGUCCAGAAGGAUUUUCAGGAAAUGGAACACAUUGCGAUGAUAUUGAUGAAUGCGAUUUGGCUAGUCCAUGUUUCAGAGACGUCUCAUGCAGAAAUACUGCUCCGGGAUAUCGAUGCGAUCCUUGUCCUGCCGGUUACACCGGGCCUGCUGUAGAAGGCAUUGGAAUUGAAUAUGCACUUACUGUUAAACAGAAUUGCUACGACGUAGAUGAAUGUAAAACGAACAAUGGAAGAUGUGCUUUGAAUUCCAAAUGUAUCAAUACAAUGGGCUCUUACGUUUGCGGAGAAUGCCGAGAGGGUUACAUCGGCAACCAGAGCGUUGGUUGUCACCAGCAUCCCGGAUCUUGCCCAGAUGGUACCAUUUGUGACCCCAACGCUGAAUGUGAACUCAGAAGAGGAUUUCUCAGCUAUCAGUGUAGGUGCCGAAUUGGAUGGGCUGGGGAUGGAUUUAUGUGCGCCCCAGACAGCGAUUUGGAUGGAUGGCCUGAUUUUGAUUUGAGGUGCAGUCAUCCAAGAUGUAAAGCGGACAACUGCCCAAUGACUCCCAAUAGUGGUCAAGAGGAUGCUGAUGGAGAUGGAUUGGGUGACGCAUGCGAUGAUGAUGCUGACAAUGAUGGAAUACCUAACAACCCGCCUCUGGACAACUGUCCAUUAACUCACAAUCCUAAGCAAGAGGAUACCGAUAUAGAUGGACCUGAUCGAAGGGGUGAUGCUUGCGAUAACUGUCCCAAGAUACCAAACCCGGAUCAGACAGAUUCUGAUGGAGACGGUGUUGGAGAUGCUUGCGAUUUAGAUUCCGACCAAGACGGAUUGGAUGACAGGGAUGACAAUUGCCCGCGUGUAACAAAUCCGGACCAAAGGGACAGUGAUGGUGAUGGACUUGGUGAUGUCUGCGAUAACUGUCCUUACGUUGCCAAUCCAAGUCAAGCUGAUCUUGAUAAAGAUUUAGUUGGGGAUGCAUGCGACAACAAUUUGGACAAUGAUUUUGAUGGCAUUCAAAAUAAUGUCGACAAUUGCCCAGAUAUACCUAACAGUGAUCAACUGGAUACUGAUGGAGAUGGAAAAGGCGACGUUUGUGACAAUGAUAAAGACAACGACGGCUGGCCGGAUAGCGAUGACAACUGUCCUUUGGUACAUAAUCCUGAUCAAAAAGAUACAAACCGUACUGGAGUAGGUGAUGCCUGUAAGAAAGAUUUUGAUGGCGAUGGCACAAAUGACGAUGAAGAUGUCUGUCCAGACAAUAGGAUGGUUUAUGCUACAGAUUUCAGGGCUUAUCAAACUGUGGUGCUGGAUCCUGAAGGAGACUCUCAAAUCGACCCUCACUGGGUUAUUUACAAUCAGGGGGCCGAAAUUGUCCAGACGAUGAACAGUGAUCCAGGCUUAGCUGUGGGAUUUCAUGCUUUCGGAGGUGUGGAUUUUGAAGGCACUUUCUUUGUUGAUACUGAAAUCGACGAUGAUUACGUAGGAUUCGUUUUCAGCUACCAGGAUAAUUCACAUUUUUACACCGUUAUGUGGAAAAAGAAGACGCAAACUUACUGGCAAGCCAUGCCUUUCAGAGCUGUGGCUGAACCAGGCAUUCAACUAAAAUUAGUAACUUCUGCGACAGGCCCAGGUCAGAUGAUGCGAAAUGCUUUGUGGCAUACAGGAGAUACACCAAAUCAAGUACGUUUGCUGUGGAGAGAUCCAAAAAAUGCUGGAUGGAGAGAAAAAGUUGCCUACAGGUGGCUAUUACUGCACAGGCCAAAAAUUGGUCUUAUCAGAUUACGAAUAUUUGAAGGCGAAAACAUGGUUGCCGAUUCCGGGAACAUAUUUGAUAGUCAGCUGAAGGGUGGAAGACUUGGCGUUUUCUGCUUCUCACAAGAAGCCAUCAUUUGGUCUGAUUUAGUGUACAGAUGCAAUGAGGCCGUUCCAUCUGCAAUCUAUAACGAACUGCCUCGUCAGCUGCAAAGCAUGACAGAGAUAGACAACACACGUUCCAAUGAAAUCAUUCAAGUGGGGCGCAGAAGGACUGGAGAUUUCCCCGCCGCAUCUGGACCCCAGAUGCAUGCUGAUCAACCCCAAGAGGAGGAAGAAAUUGUGGCAGAAUAGACUCUUUUUCAAAUCUUUAAAUGUCAAUAUUGUUGCUGUUGUAUAUUGUCCAUUUCUCUGGAAAACUGCUUCAUAUUAAGUUUCACUCGUGUUUAAAUUAUUCGCUAUGACACCAUCACAUUUCUAUCCAAGGGAAUAUUUUUGUAUUUUAUAAAUGUUUCUCUGAGCUGUUAUUUGGUCUUUAAAAUAAAAUUAUGUUAUUGGUAA